UUUGCAGAAUCACCAUGGCGGCUGCGCUGAAAGAGACUGUCGGUCUGUAUGAGACUCUAAAAACCGAAUGGAACAAGAAAAAUCCAAAUGUGAACAAAUGUGGAGAGAUACUGAGCAAGCUCAAGGUUUCUCUUUUGGAAUUAAAUUUUUUACCAACGACUGGGAUGAAACUCUCAAAACAGCAGCUUAUUUUAGCCCGUGAUGUGCUGGAGAUUGGAGCAUUGUGGAGCAUUUUGAAGAAAGAUAUCCCUUCUUUUGAGCGAUACAUGGCUCAGCUGAAGUGUUAUUAUUUUGAUUACAAGGACGAGCUGCCAGAGUCAGCCUACAUGCACCAGCUGCUGGGUCUUAAUCUGCUUUUCCUACUCUCCCAGAACAGAGUCUCUGAAUUUCACACAGAACUGGAGAGACUGAGUGCUAAAGACAUCCAGGCCAAUGUCUACAUCAAGCACCCAGUUUCAUUAGAGCAAUAUCUAAUGGAGGGCAGUUAUAACAAGGUUUUUCUUGCAAAAGGAAACAUUCCUGCUGAAAGCUAUACCUUCUUCAUAGACAUUCUUCUUGACACUAUCCGUGAUGAGAUUGCAGGAUGCAUUGAGAAGGCGUAUGAGCAAAUUCAGUUCAAUGAGGCCACAAGAGUGCUUUUUUUCUCUUCACCAAAGAAGAUGAUGGAAUAUGCUAAGAAAAAAGGCUGGACACAGAACACUGAUGGCUGCUACUCUUUCAGCUCUCAGCAACAGCGGACAGAGGAAGUGACUAUUCCAUCAACAGAGUUGGCCAAACAAGUUAUUGAAUAUGCAAGACAGCUCGAAAUGAUUGUGUAGUUCAACACAGAUGAGCUUUCAUCACCACCAACACCACAUUUAUUUUGAUUUAUACAUAGUAUAAUAGACAACCCUGGGAGUGUGAUGUGUACAGAGUAUGGUUUGCUCAGGACCGGUGCUCUGAUGUACAUGCACAGACAGACGAGGCUUAUUUUCCUACAUUGGAUGGUCCUCAUAACUAUCAUUACUCACUUGUGACUGGUGGAGCUUUGACAAAAAGCUGUAUGAGCUUUUUUUUUUUUUUUAAAUAACGUUUGUGCAUGACUGUAAGAAUUUUGUCAAGGAUAAUAAAACAAAAACUGGUUGCCGAA
Molecule: messenger RNA, 1129 nt
Organism: Trichomycterus rosablanca
Lineage: Eukaryota; Metazoa; Chordata; Actinopteri; Siluriformes; Trichomycteridae
Gene: psmd8
Product: proteasome 26S subunit, non-ATPase 8
Exons: 7
Coding region: 15-818 (267 amino acids)
Biological process (GO): proteasome-mediated ubiquitin-dependent protein catabolic process
Cellular component (GO): proteasome regulatory particle, lid subcomplex; proteasome regulatory particle; nucleus
Source: RefSeq, a predicted model, not a curated record